GAGAAUACAAAAGCCGAAGUGAAACCAAGAAAAAAGAAUCAAAAUCAGCAGCAGCCAACUUCUCUUUCAUACACACAUCUAUACAUAGAAAUAUACUAGAGAGAGAGAGAGAGCGCAAGGUUCUUAUUGUUAUUGUCUUAUUGGUUUAUUGCAUUGGGCACAAGGUGGAUAUGCAGCAAAAGAAGAAAAGGUGGAGGAAUUCUGUUCGAAAGGUGUUAAGUUGUGCCAUUGCUGUAAUAACUUUUGUGGCUCUGCUAUCAGUACAUGUUCAUGUCCCUUCCUUUGAUGUUACUAGGUUCCCUCACAACAAACUUCCUAUGCAGCAUGAGUUUUCAUACCAAAGAUUGAGUGGAGAGCGAAGCUGGAUUCAGGAAUUUGCUCCACCCCAUUUCUCAAAAGCUCCUGUUACUGCUAGCAAGUUGGAUGGUGCAAAUUGGAAUUGGACCUUGGAUAAGUUAUGGAGACCGCCUCCAAAUCGAGACUAUGUUCGUUGUGUUGCACCAACUUCAUUAUAUACGUCUCCUCCAGAGUCUCGAGGCUACCUGCUUGUUCAUACAAAUGGUGGACUCAAUCAGAUGAGGGCCGGGAUAUGUGACAUGGUUGCUGUUGCUCGUAUCAUAAAUGCUACUCUUGUAAUCCCGGAGCUCGAUAAGCGCUCACUUUGGAAGGACUCUAGCAAAUUCUCUGAUGUGUUUGAUGAAGACCAUUUCAUUAAUUCAUUGGCAAAUGAUGUACGGAUUGUCAAAAAGCUACCAAAGGAACUUGCAUCUGCAGCUAGAGCAGUUAAGCAUUUCAGAAGUUGGUCUGGUGUAGAUUACUAUGAGAAGGAGAUAGCUAGUAUGUGGGAUGAAUACCAGGUGAUUCGAGCAGCCAAGUCUGACUCAAGGCUGGCAAAUAAUAACCUGCCUCCUGACAUUCAGAAGUUGCGCUGCCGUGCUUGCUAUCAAGCCCUCCAAUUUUCUCCCCAAAUUGAAGCAAUGGGAAAGUUGUUGGUAGAUCGUAUGCGAACCUAUGGUCCAUACAUUGCUUUACAUUUGCGCUAUGAAAAAGACAUGCUUGCCUUUAGUGGAUGCACACAUGAUCUAUCCCCAGAAGAAGCUGAAGAACUAAGGGCAAUCAGGGAAAGCAUCCCAUGGUGGAAAGUGAAAGACAUUAACCCUGUAGAACAAAGAGGCAAAGGCUAUUGUCCAUUAACUCCUAGGGAGGUGGGGAUGUUCCUUUCUGCUCUUGGAUUCACAUCGAACACCCCGAUUUAUAUUGCUGCAGGAGAGAUAUAUGGGGGUGAUUCCCAUAUGUCUGAUCUACAGUCUCGCUAUCCCUUACUAAUGAACAAGGAAAAGUUGUCAUCUUAUGAGGAGCUUGAACCAUUCAGCAAGCAUGCAUCUCAAUUAGCUGCAAUUGAUUAUAUUGUGUCAGUUGAGAGUGACAUAUUCAUCCCUUCGUACUCGGGGAAUAUGGCAAGAGCAGUUGAGGGACAUCGUCGGUUUCUGGGGCACAGGAAAACAAUAUCUCCUGAUAGGAAAGCUCUCGUCCGGCUUGUCAACAAAGUUGACCAAGGUACAAUGAUAGAGGGGAAAAAACUUUCUGAUCGCAUUAUUGAAGUUCACAGAACAAGGCAAGGAUCGCCUAGGAAGAGAAAAGGACCUAUUUCAGGAACGAAGGGAAUGGAUAGGUUCCGUUCAGAGGAGGCAUUUUAUGUAAAUCCUUUACCAGAUUGCUUGUGUCAAAAGGAGUCAGCAUACACGAACAAUUCUAAUGCUAUCGUGUAGUUCAGUGAAGCGCAAACAUGAGAGAAUGGCCUGAACUUGUAUUGAAGCUCGACCAGGCAUCAGCAAUGCAGAUGAUUAGUGUGCAGGAUGUAUAUAUACACGACGAGAAUUAGAUUGUUUGUGGAGACUUGCAAGUAUAGAUGAUAAGAGUAUAGGAUUUAUGUUGAGAUGAGACUUUCCAUGCGGGGGAAGUUGAUCAAAUUAAAUGAAUUAUCAGUCAUAUUUUGUGUAGAGGGAGGGACUCAUUGAGGAGAAGCACAAGGGUGCACUUGUACAUUGAUUUUUAUAUUUUUUUUUGCCCCCAUUGUUGGACACUUAUUUAAUAAAAUCCAUUCUUGGA
This is a messenger RNA of Nicotiana tabacum (common tobacco), 2109 nucleotides long. Its product is annotated as O-fucosyltransferase 7-like. Gene Ontology annotation, cellular component: cytoplasm. The record is from RefSeq and is a predicted model, not a curated record. NCBI's taxonomy places the organism in Eukaryota, Viridiplantae, Streptophyta, Magnoliopsida, Solanales, Solanaceae.